Messenger RNA from Lycium barbarum (goji berry), 657 nucleotides. Its product is annotated as DELLA protein RGL1-like. The transcript has a single exon. The record is from RefSeq and is a predicted model, not a curated record. Gene Ontology annotation, cellular component: nucleus. Gene Ontology annotation, molecular function: sequence-specific DNA binding; DNA-binding transcription factor activity. Gene Ontology annotation, biological process: regulation of DNA-templated transcription. Lineage: Eukaryota; Viridiplantae; Streptophyta; Magnoliopsida; Solanales; Solanaceae. The coding region runs from base 1 to 657 and encodes 218 amino acids.
AUGGUUGACGAAAUAGGUCGGAGAUUGUCAUCUUUUGCUGCUGAAAACAUGUCGUUUCCCUUUUCUUUCAAGGCAGUGGUGUCAGAAAUGAAGGACCUCAGUAAAGAUCUCUUUAAGUUAGAUACUAAUGAAGUUGUGGCAGUUUAUUCAGAGUAUCGUCUUGGGGGCAUGUUAGCAUGCCCCAAUCACCUGGAAGCUGUUCUAAGAUUACUUAAGAGCCUUAAUCCUUGUGUUAUGGUUGUCAUUGGCAUUGAGGCAAAUACUAACGUGCCAAUCUUUAUGGACCGUUUUAAUGAAACACGGUUUCUGUUUGCUGCACUUUUUGAUUGUUUGGAGGUUUGUAUGGGACGAGACAAUCAAUACAGGAUGACAUUUGAAAGAUUUUUUAUGAGGAAGUCCAUUCAAAAUAUUAUUACUUGUGAAGGAGAAGAGAGGACAUUCCGCAAUGUCAAGCUUGAAGUUUGGAGACCCAUGUUUGAAAAGUUUGGUAUGAAGGAAACAGAAUUGGGCGAAUCAUCCUUGUGCCAGGCAAAUCUAAUGGACAAUAGGUCUGCUCAUGAUUUUUGCACUAUGGAUAUGGAUGGAAAGGGCCUUAUUAUAAAAUGGAAAGGAGCUCCAAUUAUAUUUGCUUCAGCCUGCAAGUUUCAUCAUGAUUGA